AUGAGGGCAUCCAUCGUUAUCGCAUUCCUCGUCUCGCUCACGAUCCCUCUCCUUAGCAGCGCCAUCUCGGUUGGCGAUGUGAUGGGCAGGUCUCUGGCGGCCUACCCGCGCCAAAACACCAAGCGAGACGACGUAUCAGACAUACUGACCGCCAUCGAGGACCUCUCCGAGUGCUCCGCGUGCCAGGCUCUGCUCCUAGUCCUCCAAGCACUGGCCCACCUUGGCAACGACGCCUUCUCCGGCGUCAUCAUCGAUGUGUGCCAGGCCUUGGGCGUCGAGGACAAAGAUGUCUGCGCCGGAGCGAUUGGUCUGGAGGGCCCGAUCCUGGCACACGACCUCCGCAACAUGAACAUCCCGAGCAAGACCUCUGAGCUGUUCUGCAUGACCAUCUUUGGUCUGUGCCAGUGGCCCGAGGUCGACACUUCCUACUCGGUGUCCAUGUCCGAGAAGCCGGCCAACGCCACCCGCCCAGAGCCAAGCGGGGAGACGCCCCUCAAGGUGGUGCACAUCAGCGACAUCCACGAACCAGGAGCCACGGACUAUCCCGCCGGGCCCUACGGCAACUCCGAGUGCGACAGCCCAGUCAGCCUGGAGGAGAGCCUUUAUGAGGCCAUCCAGGAUCUCGUGCCUGAAAGGGCAUUCACAAUCUUCACAGGCGACGUGGUCGAGGGGGCCGUCUGGCUCGUGACAGACGAAGAGGUGACGGACGACCUGAACGACGCGUACGGCCGCAUGAAAGGGAUCGGCCAGACGUACGCCGUCAUCGGCAACCACGACAGCAGCCCGGUGAACUCGUUCCCGCCCGCGAGCAUCGACACCACCAUCAGCACUCAGUGGGCAUACGAUGCCCUUUCGUCCGGCAUCCAGGGGUGGAUCGGCAGUGCAGCGGCCGCGCAGGUGUCGAGCAACUUUGGGAGUUACUCGGUCCUUGCCGCGGGCCACCCGGGCCUGCGUGUCAUCUCGAUGAAUACCAACUUCUGGUACAGGCAGAACUUCUGGCUGUACGAGAAGACCAUGGAGCAUGACCCGAGCGGCAUGCUAGCCUGGCUGGCCGCCGAGCUGGAGGCCGCCGAGGCGGCGGGCGAGAGGGUCUGGCUCCUGGGACACAUGCCCCUGGGCGCCGGGGACGCCUUCCACGACCAGAGCCACUACUUUGACAGCAUUGUACAACGCUUCGCCAGCACCAUCGCGGGGGUGUUCUAUGGCCACACGCACAAGGAUGAGUUCGAGGUCGCGUACAGCGACUACUCGGCGCAGUCGGCCGCCACGGCCACAAUGGCAAGCUACAUCGCCCCCGCCCUCACGCCCACGUCCGGGAACCCCACGUUCCGCGUGUACGACGUCGACCCGGUCACCUUCGGGGUGCUGGACUAUACCGUGUACUAUGCGAACCUGUCCAGCCCGGCGUACCAGACGGACGGGCCCGCCUGGGAGGUGCUGUACAGCGUCAAGGAGGCAUACGGAAGCCUCCUUGGCUACACCGAUGCUGCUACAGAACUGACGCCUGCCUUCUGGCACAACCUGACCGAGCUGUUCGAGCGUGACGACGGCGUCUUUCAGGACUACUACGCUCGCAAGACUCGUGACUCCGGCUCGGCUGCCUGCACUGGGGACUGCAAGACCAGGGAGAUCUGUGAGUUGAGGGCUGCCGAGUCGCAGUUUAAUUGCGGCACUGUCAGCCCUGGCAUCAACCUGAGGAGGAGCAAGGCCAGGCGUGAUGUUGACGGUGGAGAUGUCGUCGAUGCCCAUGGGGCUCACGAGUGCGAGUCUUCCAGCGUGGUGCCUGUCAUGACGAGCAUAUUCUCGGCCGAUAAUGGGCUGGGUGCUCUUAGGGAUGCGCUGGUCAACGUGGCUGGUCCUGGAUUUCUGAACACCACUGUCAAUGGCACAUUAGCGUAA
This is a messenger RNA of Diaporthe batatas, 1899 nucleotides long. RefSeq lists its product as uncharacterized. Gene Ontology annotation, biological process: sphingomyelin catabolic process. Bases 1 to 1899 code for a protein of 632 amino acids. Gene Ontology annotation, molecular function: sphingomyelin phosphodiesterase activity. The record is from RefSeq and is a predicted model, not a curated record. The transcript has 2 exons. Lineage: Eukaryota; Fungi; Ascomycota; Sordariomycetes; Diaporthales; Diaporthaceae.